CACUCACAAAACCCAUGGUGGUAACUGGCUCCCUCCCUGGACUUGGAAGCCCAUCUUCCCGAAUCUCCAUCUCAGGACCUGCAUGCCUGUGCUUUGCUCUCAGACACCUGCUGAUGAGGACAGGAUUGAGGCUGGGGGGUCUGUCCCCCUCUCCUUGAACCCAGGCUAACUCUGCCUUCUAUAAGCACAGCCAGCCUUGGCCUGGACCCCACCAUCUUGUGGCUGCCUGUCUCCUACCAACCACCCUUUUCCCUGAGUCAGAGCAGCUGGUGAUCCAGAAGAGAAGGUGCCCCCCUCAUCGGGAGUCUCCCCCAGCCCCACCCCCACAUGACAGGCAUGCACAUGGUAGCUGUUUUGAACAGGUGAAGGGCCAGCCCAGUGGAAGAGCAGCUUCUCUUCCUCUGGCUUCCUGAUUUUCCCCAGUUGCCAUGGUAAUUGAGGGGAGCAGUAUUCCGAGUCUGACUCUGAUAGCACUGAAGCCCAGCGCUCAACUUUGAAAUGGUUCAGGCAGGGGAAGCUGGACCCAGGCUGAAUGCUUCCCUGGGACACCCUAUUCAGCCUUUAUGCUCCUGUUCUGAUUCUCAUCAUGGUUAUUAUUACUUGGGGCUACUGUUUACUGAGCAUUUACUAUAUGCCAGGUUCUAUGCCAAGAGCUUCCCCAGCCAGCAUCACCUCGCUGUCGGCAUCUUUACAAUGACCCCGGGGCUGUUUCACCACUGGGAAAACAGGCUCUGGACUUAGCACCAUGUGGCACAGUCCGGAGGUGGCAGAACCCUGGGGCUGAGAGGGAAUUUCUCGUGUGUUCCUUCCAGUGUGUUGAAGACAAACAGAAGGCUACGCAGCCACCUCUCUGCCAGCAUCUUCCCUCUUUCCUCCCCUCCUCAUCCCCACACCCCUUUUUCUGUCCCCCGAAGUCACACCCCCUUCUCCUGGUGCUUGAUGUGAAAAACGAUUAGAAAAGCAUUUAUUAGUGACAAAGUGGGGGAUUCCUUUUUGCCUCUUCAAGCCAUCUAGAGCCAGGUGCUGUGUGUGUGUGUCUCUGUGUGUGUGUAUUCUCUUUCCCUGGUUUUCUCCCAUUUUCCCAAGAGUGUGUGAGCAGCAGCAGCAACAGUGAAAUGCAAAAUUCUUUGCAAUCUGCCCGGGAAAAGACAGCUUUUGAGCCGGGUUUAUAUGGUUACCCAUAUGUUAGGGCCCCUAAGAAAGGAAGGAAAGCUUGUUUCUCUGCCUCCUCCCCUCCUCCCAGCCCAGGCCUGGGCGUCUCCAACCCGCAGGUUUACCUGCAGCUUUUCCAGGCCACAGGUGAGCAAGCCUGCGCCCUCCCGUCCUUCCCCCUCGCCAGCUGUCAGGACUAAGCGCUACUCAGGGGAGGAAGGCCAGAACAAGGCAGCAUUUCCACCACCGGCCUCCUCUCUUCCUGUCUAACCACCCAAGAGCCAGAGCCAGAAUUCAGGCUGGGGUGUCUUUUGGCCUUGUCUAGAGUGAAAGGCAGCGCAUCCCACUGUCCCAUUGAGGAACGUUACCCCAAGGCUGAUGGAGAGGCAGAAAUAAACAUCUCUGCUUUCCACGGGGCCCUCUCUGCCCAAAGAGAGCUGCCCUGUGGCUACUACAUGAGCCCCCUCCAGGCUCCCAGAAAUUGUCAUGGGGUGUGUGUGUGUGUGUGUGUAUGUGUGUGUUUCCUGAUAGAAAAAAGAUGGAAAUUAGGUUAUAUAAAAGAUGUAUGUUUUGGAGCCCAGAGCGGCUCUUUUAAUGAGGGUUGCGACGUCUCCCUCCCCGCACCCAUAAACCAGCCGGGUUGGACGUCACCGCUAAUUUGUUUCAGCGAUGAUAGGAUAAAGGAGGGACAUUAAGAAAUAAAUUCCCCCUCACGACCCUCGCUGAGCUCACGGCUCUGCCCCUACAUAUUUAUGCCGCGUUUCCGGCCUCUGGGCGAGGAGCUACUUAGCCCCGGGGCUGCUCCAAGGGGCAGCCAGGCGGCGAGCGGCUGCCGGGAGGACGGGGAAAGUCCCUUUGGUAAGUUCUGGCUGAAGCCAGUAUGGGGUAGAAGCAAGCUGGGGGCCCCCACCUCCCGAAGAGCUCACCUUCAAGUACCUUCUUGAAUUAAAGAAUGGAGCCCAGUGCCAAACUAGAACACUCAAGAGAUCUGGAGGUCCCAGCUGUCUCUGCCUUCAACUAAACAGUGAGCAUCCUGGGUUUGGUACCCAGAAGAAAUGGGUACCAUGAGAGCUCCGGGAGAGUUAAGGAAACCAGAGCCCAGGGUGGGGGUGGGUAGGGAGGUGGACCAAUCCACCCCAGUGAGGAAAGACAUAGCAGUUCGGGCUGGUUUUCUCUGCAAGCCAGAAGGCCGGCAGCAAGAUGCCGAAAGACACUCAGCCUGUCAACACACGGGCCACACAGGCUCACACACACAGCAGAGAAAUGACACAGCAGGAGGGUGAUGCAUGAAUACACAGACACACACACACACACACACACACACACACACACACAGCGACGCCAGAUGGAGAAAGCAGCCCAGGCUGGGUCUGGGUAUUCAUGACUCCCUCACCCACACAGAGGGGCUGGCAGAGUUACAUAACGCAAGCUGCAAAAGGGAGAGGCUGAACUUGCUAACCACUGCCCUCCCUUGAGGGGAUCUGGGAGGUAGUGCCUCUUUCUCGGGGUGCAGGGAGAGUCAUCCUCACCCACUCCCUGCUUUCAGAGGCGGCAGGAGUUUAUCGGCUGCCUCAGCCCUGGGGUGACCCCGGAAACCCGCUAAAAGGGAAACAAGGGAGUGUUGCUUUGUCAGUAGCGGUGGAUAAGGGCUCCCUCCUUGGGUGAAGGAGUUUUGAGGAUGCUGAUGGCAAGGGGUGCCAGGGCAGAGAGGAAACUGAGGCUGGAGCUGGGGGUAGGAAAAGAGAUGAAGGGAUUUUCUGCUACCUCCCACCCCGCCCCACUCCACCCAUAACCCACAGGUCACCUGCCCCAACCCAGACAUAAGAUGUGCUUCCAUGCUGCUCAUUGGGCCCAUGCCAUGGAUGCACACACCUCACCUGGGCUACAGCAUCUUCAGGUGGCCUCCAUGUGGUCCUUUGAUACUCCAGCCGCUUCUCUGAGUCUGGCGAAGCUGGUGGGAGUCGCAAAAGUCACUGGAUUAUAAAUUGUUAAAAAACUAGAGUAUUUAAAAUCUCAGACUCAAGAAUGGAGCAGAUCUGAGUUCAAAUCCUCCCCCCACCAUCCUUAUCCACCUGACCUUGGACAAGUCACUGGACCUUCCCAAGUUGCAGUCUUCUCGUCUGUUGAAGAGUUAACUGUGAAGAUCAAAGGAGGAAAAAAAUACACAGAUGGAGUGUGGCCAAGUCUGUCCUUUUGAAUCUGAAAUAAGUGAAUCAUUACAAAAAUGACGGUCCUAAAGUCCAGCUGACCUCACUCAUCCGUGGUUCUGUAGAAGGAAGACCCGGAUCGGAUCUGCCUCUGGCGGGCUGACGAUGCCCAGUGGAUAGUCCAUGCUAGCAUGCGUCACCCCUAGGCACAGCCACCAGACACGUCUCCUCCGGGAUCCGCCUGACCUGCGGCAUAGGGACUCAUCCCACUGCUUCCCCUGACGUCUGCCUGAUCAACCAUCACUUCCUUAGAGACCGAGGAAGGAGGCAGACGCAGGAAAUCAUGCCACCGACGGCCCAACAGCAAUGAGCGAGUGACGCUGAGUUGACGUCAGAGGCACAGAAGACCAGCACGAGAGCAGCUCCCCGUCCCGGCUGCAGCCCCGCAGCACCAGCCCCCGGCUCCUCCUCCCGGCGCGGCCUGAAGCCCAGCCGCUCCUGGGGACCUGACCUUGGCCAGACCCGUUUUGAGGUCUGUGGACCCUUGGACACUAUACACCAUGGAGAGCCAUAUGUUCAGCGUUCAGCAGAUCCAACCCAAUGUCAUUUCUGUCCGCCUCUUCAAGCGCAAAGUUGGGGGCCUGGGGUUCCUGGUGAAGGAGAGGGUGAGCAAGCCACCCGUGAUCAUCUCUGACCUGAUCCGAGGGGGCGCCGCGGAGCAGAGCGGACUCAUCCAGGCUGGGGACAUCAUUCUCGCCGUCAAUGGCCAGCCCUUGGUGGACCUGAGCUACGACAGCGCCCUGGAGGUGCUCAGGGGGAUUGCCUCCGAGACCCACGUGGUGCUCAUCCUCAGGGGCCCCGAGGGCUUCUCCACGCACCUGGAGACCACCUUCACCGGGGACGGGACCCCCAAGACCAUCCGGGUGACCCGGCCCCUGGGUCCCCCCACAGCAGCCGUUGACCUGUCCCACCAAGCGUCAGCCAGCAGAGAGCAGAUGCUGGUGGUGGACGGGGCCACAGGACCCGGCAAUGGGCCCCAGCAUGCGCCAGACCCGGGGCAGGAAGCCGGCUCCCUCGCCCAUGCCAACGGCCUGGCUGCCAGGCCCCCAGGCCAGGACCCAGCCAAGAAAAGUACUGGGGUCGCCCUCCAGGGCAGCGGGGAGAACAAUAAACUGCUCAAAGAGAUAGAGCCUGUCCUGAACCUUCUUACCAGUGGGGGCAAAGCGAUCAAUGGAGGGGGACCUGCCAAGACAGAGACCAAGGACGUGGAAAUCCAGGUGGACAGAGACCUGGACGGCAAAUCACACAAACCUCUGCCCCUCGGCGUGGAGAACGACCGAGUCUUCAGUGACCUGUGGGGGAAGGGCAGCAUGCCCGUCGUCCUCAACAACCCAUACUCAGAGAAGGAGCAGCCCCCUGCCUCGGGAAAACAGUCUCCCACGAAGAAUGGCAGCCCCUCCAAGUGCCCUCGCUUCCUCAAGGUCAAGAACUGGGAGACCGACGUGGUUCUCUCUGACACCCUCCACCUCAAGAGCACGUUGGGAACGGGAUGCACUGAGCACAUCUGUAUGGGGUCCAUCAUGCUCCCUUCUCAGCAAAUACGAAAGCCUGAAGACGUCCGCACAAAAGAACAGCUCUUUCCUCUUGCCAAAGAGUUCAUUGAUCAGUACUACUCAUCAAUUAAAAGGUUCGGCUCCAAAGCCCACAUGGAGAGGCUGGAAGAGGUGAACAAAGAGAUCGAAACCACCAGCACCUACCAGCUCAAGGACACAGAGCUCAUCUACGGGGCCAAGCAUGCCUGGCGGAACGCCUCCCGCUGCGUCGGCAGGAUCCAGUGGUCCAAGCUGCAGGUGUUUGAUGCCCGAGACUGUACCACUGCUCAUGGGAUGUUCAACUACAUCUGUAACCACAUCAAGUAUGCCACCAACAAAGGGAACCUCAGAUCUGCGAUCACCAUAUUUCCCCAGAGGACCGACGGCAAGCACGACUUCCGCGUUUGGAACUCCCAACUCAUCCGCUACGCUGGCUAUAAGCAGCCCGAUGGCUCCAUCCUGGGGGACCCAGCCAACGUGGAGUUCACGGAGAUCUGCAUACAGCAGGGCUGGAAACCCCCACGAAGCCGCUUCGAUGUCCUGCCGCUCCUGCUCCAGGCAAACGGCAACGACCCAGAGCUCUUCCAGAUCCCUCCAGAGUUGGUGCUGGAAGUCCCCAUCAGGCACCCCAAGUUCGAGUGGUUCAAGGACCUUGGACUGAAGUGGUACGGCCUCCCUGCAGUGUCCAACAUGCUCCUGGAGAUCGGCGGCCUGGAGUUCAGCGCCUGUCCCUUCAGCGGCUGGUACAUGGGCACAGAGAUUGGCGUCCGCGACUACUGCGACAGCUCCCGAUACAACAUCCUGGAGGAUGUGGCCAAGAAGAUGAACUUGGACAUGAGGAAGACAUCCUCUCUGUGGAAGGACCAGGCACUGGUGGAGAUCAAUAUUGCAGUUCUGUACAGCUUCCAGAGUGACAAGGUGACCAUCGUCGACCACCACUCCGCCACUGAGUCCUUCAUUAAGCACAUGGAGAAUGAAUACCGCUGCCGGGGGGGCUGCCCCGCUGACUGGGUGUGGAUCGUGCCCCCCAUGUCUGGCAGUAUCACCCCCGUCUUCCACCAGGAGAUGCUCAACUACCGGCUCACACCCUCCUUCGAAUACCAGCCUGACCCUUGGAACACCCAUGUCUGGAAAGGCACCAACGGGACCCCCACAAAGCGGCGAGCCAUCGGCUUCAAGAAGCUGGCAGAAGCCGUCAAGUUCUCAGCCAAACUGAUGGGGCAGGCUAUGGCCAAGAGGGUCAAAGCUACCAUCCUUUAUGCCACAGAGACGGGCAAGUCGCAGGCUUAUGCCAAAACCUUGUGUGAGAUCUUCAAACAUGCUUUUGAUGCCAAGGUGAUGUCCAUGGAAGAAUAUGACAUUGUACACCUGGAACAUGAAACUCUGGUCCUGGUGGUUACCAGCACCUUUGGCAAUGGAGACCCCCCUGAAAAUGGGGAGAAAUUUGGCUGUGCUCUGAUGGAAAUGAGGAACCCUAACUCUGUGCACGAGGAAAGGAAGUACCCGGAACCCUUGCGUUUCUUUCCCCGUAAAGGGCCUCCCCUCUCCCGUGGUGACAGAGAAGUCCACGGUCUGGCUGCAGUUCGUGACAGCCAGCGCAGGAGCUACAAGGUGCGUUUCAACAGCGUUUCCUCGUACUCCGACUCCCGCAAAUCAUCAGGUGAUGGGCCAGACCUCAGAGACAACUUUGAGAGCACUGGACCCCUGGCCAACGUGAGGUUCUCUGUGUUCGGCCUUGGCUCGCGGGCAUACCCUCACUUCUGCGCCUUUGGACACGCCGUGGACACCCUCCUGGAAGAGCUUGGAGGAGAGAGGAUCUUGAAGAUGAGGGAGGGGGACGAGCUUUGUGGGCAGGAAGAGGCUUUCAGGACCUGGGCUAAGAAGGUCUUCAAGGCAGCCUGUGACGUGUUCUGCGUGGGUGAUGACGUCAACAUCGAGAAGGCGAACAACUCCCUCAUCAGCAAUGACCGCAGCUGGAAGAGGAACAAGUUCCGUCUCACCUACGUGGCGGAAGCUCCGGAACUCACACAAGGUCUAUCCAAUGUCCACAAAAAGCGGGUCUCAGCCGCUCGACUCCUCAGCCGCCAAAACCUUCAGAGUCCAAAAUCCAGUCGAUCGACCAUCUUCGUGCGUCUCCACACCAAUGGGAGUCAGGACCUGCAGUACCAGCCCGGGGACCACCUGGGCGUCUUCCCUGGCAACCACGAGGACCUGGUGAAUGCCCUGAUCGAGCGGCUGGAGGAUGCCCCCCCUGCCAACCAGCUGGUGAAGGUGGAGCUGCUGGAGGAGCGGAACACGGCUUUGGGGGUUAUCAGUAACUGGACCGAUGAGCAUCGCCUGCCGCCCUGCACCAUCUUCCAGGCCUUCAAGUACUACCUGGACAUCACCACGCCUCCGACGCCGCUGCAGCUGCAGCAGUUUGCCUCCCUGGCCACCAGUGAGAAGGAGAAGCAGCGUCUGCUGGUCCUCAGCAAGGGUCUGCAGGAGUACGAGGAAUGGAAAUGGGGCAAGAACCCCACUAUCGUGGAAGUGCUGGAGGAGUUCCCGUCCAUCCAGAUGCCCUCCACCCUGCUCCUGACCCAGCUGUCCCUGCUGCAGCCUCGCUACUAUUCCAUCAGCUCCUCCCCGGACAUGUACCCCGACGAGGUGCAUCUCACCGUGGCCAUCGUCUCCUACCGCACCCGAGAUGGAGAAGGACCAAUUCACCACGGCGUGUGCUCCUCCUGGCUCAACCGGAUCCAGGCUGACGAAGUGGUGCCCUGUUUCGUGAGAGGAGCGCCCAGCUUCCACCUACCCCAAAAUCCCCAAGUGCCCUGUAUCCUGGUUGGCCCAGGCACUGGCAUCGCCCCCUUCCGGAGCUUCUGGCAGCAGCGGCAAUUUGAUAUCCAACACAAAGGAAUGAGCCCCUGCCCCAUGGUCCUGGUCUUCGGGUGCCGGCAGUCCAAGAUAGACCACAUCUACAGGGAGGAGACCCUGCAGGCCAAGAGCAAGGGGGUCUUCAGAGAACUGUACACGGCCUACUCCCGGGAGCCAGACAAACCAAAGAAGUACGUGCAAGACAUCCUACAAGAGCAGCUGGCAGAACCCGUGUAUCGAGCCCUGAAGGAGCAAGGGGGCCACAUCUACGUGUGCGGGGAUGUCACCAUGGCAGCCGAUGUCCUCAAAGCCAUCCAGCGCAUCAUGACGCAGAAGGGCAAGCUCUCGGUGGAGGACGCUGGCGUGUUCAUCAGCAGGCUGAGGGAUGACAACCGCUACCAUGAGGAUAUUUUCGGGGUCACCCUGCGCACGUAUGAAGUGACCAACCGCCUUAGAUCUGAAUCCAUUGCCUUCAUUGAGGAGAGCAAGAAAGACACCGAUGAGGUUUUCAGCUCCUAACUGGACCCUCUUGCCCAGACGGAUGGCAGGGUGGCUGACCCAUUGCACUCGGCCAGGGUGGCUGUUUUUGUGAGCACGGACACUGCUGAACCUGCCCUUCGGCACCCCCACGUGGCCCCCGCUCUGCCUCUCGUCCCGUCGCCGUGUCCUGGUCCUCCUCUCCCCGGUUCUCACCUCUCAGUGGUUUCCCGGCCCACUUGGGUUUUCUCCUUGAGUUUUCGUGCUGCAGUGCAAUGCGUUUAUAAUCCGCAGUGGCUCUUACAAAACUGUCUCCCCACCCACCCCCUUCUCUCUGUCUUUCCGACAAGGGCAAAUCACGGGUGCACGAAACCACUGGAACGUGGCCAGGGCUCGGGUUAGGGUGUUUUCUGGGGUUUGCCCUGGAGAGGCUGCAGGGACCAGACAGAAGAGUUUUUUGAGCUAGUCCCUCAGCCAUUCGAAUCCCACCCGAUCCUUUUUUAUGAUGACGUUCCGGUCGUGCGUGUGUGUGUGUGUGUGUGCGUGCGCACGUGUGAUGGGCCUGGGUCUC
Molecule: messenger RNA, 8795 nt
Organism: Bubalus bubalis (water buffalo)
Lineage: Eukaryota; Metazoa; Chordata; Mammalia; Artiodactyla; Bovidae
Gene: NOS1
Product: nitric oxide synthase 1
Exons: 32
Coding region: 3860-8266 (1468 amino acids)
Biological process (GO): nitric oxide biosynthetic process
Molecular function (GO): flavin adenine dinucleotide binding; heme binding; FMN binding
Source: RefSeq, a predicted model, not a curated record